GCGAGACAGAUUGGGGAGAAUGGCUGCCAGUGGAGACGUUGGAAAGCUGUUACAAGUACAGAAUGGGACUCCAGCAAGCACAAGCUACAAUGGGGUAGAUGCCCUACAUGCCUGUAACAUCCUCCAGCAGCUUAAAGCCUUGUACGACGAAGCUCAGCUGACUGACAUUGUCGUGGAAGUGGACCAUGGCAAGACAUUCUCUUGUCACAGAAAUGUCCUGGCUGCCAUCAGCCCUUACUUCAGAUCCAUGUUCACAAGUGGCCUUACAGAGAGCAGUCAGCGGGAGGUGCGAAUUGUUGGAGUGGAGUCGGAGUCAAUGCAUCUUGUUCUGGACUAUGCUUACACCUCACGGGUCACCCUCACUGAGUCUAACGUGCAGGCCCUGUUCACUGCCGCCAGUAUCUUCCAGAUCCCAGCACUCCAAGACCAAUGUGCCCAGUUCAUGAUCAGCCGUUUGGACCCUCAGAACUGCAUUGGGGUCUUUAUGUUUGCAGAUGCCUAUGGCCACCAGGAGUUGCGGGAGCGCUCGCAGGACUACAUCCGCAAAAAGUUCCUAUGUGUGAUGGGAGAGCAGGAGUUCCUUCAUCUGACCAAAGAGCAGCUGGUCAGCAUUCUAAACAGUGAUGAUUUGAACGUGGAAAAAGAAGAGCACGUGUACGAAAGCAUAGUACAUUGGUUGGAAUAUGACUGCCCGCGCCGGGAGGCAGAUUUAUCUGAGGUUUUUGCUAAAUGCAUCCGCUUGCCCCUCUUGGAUGAAGCCUUUCUGAGCCGUAUACCCCCAGCCUUUGCCCUGGCGUUGUCCAAGGAUUCCUCUGAUAAGAGCCGACUCAAUGGCACCAAUGGCUGCUCACAGCGUCUGGGUAUGACUGCAUCCGAAAUGGUGAUAUGCUUCGACGCAGCUCACAAGCACUCAGGGAAGAAGCAGACCGUGCCUUGCCUGGACAUUGCUGCUGGGAAGGUGUUCAAGCUCUGCAAGCCACCCAAUGACCUCAGAGAGGUCGGCAUCUUGGUCUCAUCCGAGAACGAUAUCUUCAUCGCUGGAGGCUAUCGGCCAAGCAGUAGCGAGGUGUGCAUUGACCACCGUGCAGAGAGCGACUUUUGGCAGUACGAACAUGCUGGGAACAGGUGGCUCCCACGUUCACCCAUGCUGCGGGCACGCAUCGGCUGCAGGCUAGUGCACUGCUGUGGGAAACUCUUUGCUCUUGGUGGUCGAGUUUAUGAAGGGGACGGACGAAAUGCUUUAAAAUCUGUGGAGUGCUAUGAUGCUAGAGACAACUGCUGGACAGCAGUGAGUCCCAUGCCUGUGGCCAUGGAGUUCCACAGUGCAGUAGAAUAUAAGGACCGCAUCUAUGUACUGCAAGGAGAGUACUUCUUCUGUUUUGACCCUCGCAAAGACUACUGGGGGCAUUUGCCGGCCAUGAAUGUCCCCCGUACUCAAGGUCUGGCUGCCUUGCAUAAACACUGCAUCUACUACAUAGCAGGCAUCUGCAGGAAUCACCAGCGUACGUUCACUGUGGAGGUGUACGACAUCGAGCAGAACACCUGGUGCCGAAAGAGAGACCUCCCCUUUGACCAAGCAACCAGCCCCUACAUCAAGAUCCUCCUCCUCCAGGGUCGUUUGCAUCUGUUUGUUCGAGCUACACAAGUCAUGGUAGAAGAGCACGUGUUUCGCACCAGCCGCAAGAACUCUCUUUACCAGUAUGACGAUGAAGCAGACCAUUGGACAAAAGUCUACGAGACGCCGGAUCGCCUCUGGGACCUUGGCCGCCAUUUUGAAUGUGUGGUGGCCAAACUAUACCCUCAGUGUCUUCAGAAAGUGCUGUGAGCGGCGAAAAGAAGAUUGUGACACGACGUGCUGUUUGAAAUGGCUGAAAAAUAUUUUUGAAGAAGGGAAUGGUGAUGCUGUUCCAUACAUGGUGCUGUCUGUGUCCCCAACUCAAGAACUGGAGGGGAAGUCUUAAAAGCGUUAAUGGUUUCAGUCAAUAAACUUGAGGGUGCUGUUCGAAAAAGUAAAAAAAAACAAAAAAAACAUUACAUUCGACACUUGUGAACAAAGCACCCACACUGUUGCUUGCUUUACAGUUAGAUAAAAUGUCAUAAGUGCAAUUAUAAUAUUUUUUGCUGAUGUUGAGUAAUUUCUGCUCAUAUCUUUAAAUUGUAAGUUGAGUAAGGUUUUUGUUGUUUUGGCAUGCAGUGUUGAGGGACAGGAACAGUUAAGGACAAGCAGUAUGUCAACAGCAGAUAGAUAAAAAAUUAAAAUAGGUGAGAAUAAAUAUAUAAAGCUAUAAAUAUUCAUACGGGUAUGAUGAGCUAUUUUGCUCACUGUUAGUGUGAAUACUGAAUUUUUAUUUUCAGAAAUGUCAGGUUUCCUGGAUUAUAAAUAGGUCCUCCAUGCGGCCUACUAAGAGACUGUGUGGUUUGCUUGAGAAUUUAGUGAGUAGAGGAUUUUGCUUAGCAAAUUAAUUUGGUUGCCAAGAUCUACAUGUAGGUGGCUGUUAUUUUAAAUUAUUCACCCCCCCCCCCCCCCCCUUUUAAGAGUCAACUAUUGUGCUAUAUGACAUUACAGCAGUUUUUAAUUUUCAUUUGGAUUCUAUUUUUAUGGUGCUUAGAUGAGUCCAGCUCCCUUGUUGAAAUCUAUAUCUUUGCAAUCUCGCAUCACCAGCCAGAUCUUUAGUGAGGUUACAAAAUAAUACUCAGUCUCCAUAUUGGAGAAGAGAAAGGAUACAAGCUUUGUGUAGCUGAAAUCAAAAGCAGGCAAUUUGUUGACAGCCAAAACACAACAAAAGAAAUUAGAUAAGGACAGGAGAGAACAUAGAUUAGGUGGAGAUGGUGAUAGUUGGCCAAAAUGUGGAUUCUAAAUGUUCCACUACCAUUUAUUGAAAGACUCCUCAUUGCGGGUGCAGUUUGAUUAAAAUGCCUACAAAAUGCCAAAAUAUGUUCAAGGUGUUCUAACCUGAAUCCCAUGGCAGCAAUAAUGGGUGUGUCUGUCGAUGUUCCUUAGAUAAAGUGCAUUAGAAACUUAAGUGUACCUGCAAUUAAGUUUUCAGUAAUAAUUCCAGAAACAUGGCCUUUGUUUUGCUUUUGUGGUUAGAGUUAAAGUUGGGAGUCAAUAAGCUGUUUUGAAGUUUUGCUAGAGAAGUUUGCAGAGAUGUCACAGUGCCUGACUGCCUGUUAAGAAAAAUCCAGGCAUCAGACAUCAGUCCUUGGCUUAGUGAUGGAGAGAGUAAAGCAUAUGUCUUAAGUUACAAAUGGUUUUGCACUAAGGUGCUUUUGACUUUAGAAAAGGCCUAUUUUACAAACUAAUCCAGUCCUGUUAAAUAAGUUUCCAUGGAGUACUCAACAAUCCCUGUAAAAGAACAGACUUUUUCUAUCCACCCCCAUCUUUCAGUCUCAUACUAUAGAGAAUUGUUUUUGGUGCUGCUUUUUUGACAAUCUUGUACAGAAUAUACAUCGAUUUUACAGCCAUUUGUUAAAGGAUUUGUCAUUGCUCUUUACCUCCAAAAGUCAGUCUUAUAAGUUAUUGUCUAACAAGAUCUGUUUUGUUAUAUUUCUGGACUCGUGUAUUUUGUUAUAUGGAGGUUCCAUCUGGCACACCGAUUUUGCACUACAUUAUCUCCUCCCAUGAAUAAUUUUCCAUUGUAAAUCUCAGAAUACAGCAUUCUGUUUUCAGACAUGGCGACUGAGGACAUAGUAAACGCCACCUUUAAAUGGGACUGCUGAUGCACUCGCGUUUUGGGUUGUACUCUUUGGCACCUGCAAACGGAGCCUCAUCUGUGGCUUUGGUGAAGGGAUGAGAAAUUGGAUUGGCUUUAGUGCAGUUGCCUGCAUGUUCGUUCACACUCAAAUGCUCAGUAGCACGGGAACCAGAAACGGACUCUUCUCAGGAUUAAUAUUGAUACACAGUACUGUAUUUAAAUGGUUUGUUACGUGUAAUAUACUGUACUAUAUGUUUGCUGUACUUGCACAGUUUUUUUAAGGAUUUCUUUGUCCUUUUUCCCAACUUGAAUAAUAGAUUUUUUUGGUAUGUUUGUUUUCUUUCUUUGAGAUGGGUGUUUUUUUUUGUUUUUUUUUUUCUCUAUUUUUAAUAUGUACUCUUAGGUUUGUUAGGAUUUAUAAUUUUGCUCUGUUAAACAAAUUGUUCAUCACAAAUAUGGACAUCAACACAAGAAUAUUUUUUUUCAUUGUGUUCUUUGGUUUCUUUGUGAUUGCAUCAGUAUUAAAGAACACAAAGCAUUACUGAAAAUGAGUUAACACAGUGCUACUUUCCAAAACACCAGUCUGUCUAGAUGUAAAAAAAAAAAAGGAAAAAGAAAAAAAAGCGUUGAUAGAAUUUAUAAAUUAUACAUUUUGUGUCGUUUGAUGCUGCAAGUGUGAACGCUAUACAGCCACUUCUUUAAUCUUCCAGCUUGCAGUUAAUUUAUCUACAAAAGUUAGACAAAACAGUGUUUUAAUUUUCUUUGCAUUAUUGUUUUCAUUGUUUCUUUGGUUUGCUUGUAUGUAUGGUGUGAGAGUUUAGUAAAUAUUCAUUGAUCUCUACUGUGAAAUUCACCUUGCACAUAAUUUGAAAAUUAAACAAAAAGUUAGAAGA
Messenger RNA from Myxocyprinus asiaticus (Chinese sucker), 4588 nucleotides. Its product is annotated as kelch repeat and BTB domain-containing protein 8. Gene Ontology annotation, molecular function: protein binding. The record is from RefSeq and is a predicted model, not a curated record. NCBI's taxonomy places the organism in Eukaryota, Metazoa, Chordata, Actinopteri, Cypriniformes, Catostomidae. The transcript has 4 exons. Gene Ontology annotation, biological process: neural crest cell development. The coding region runs from base 20 to 1825 and encodes 601 amino acids.